Messenger RNA from Oncorhynchus keta (chum salmon), 4169 nucleotides. It is a transcript of the gene atosb, whose product is annotated as protein FAM214B. Lineage: Eukaryota; Metazoa; Chordata; Actinopteri; Salmoniformes; Salmonidae. The transcript has 10 exons. Bases 816 to 2732 code for a protein of 638 amino acids. The record is from RefSeq and is a predicted model, not a curated record.
UCUAUUUCAUGGCGGAGGUCUUCGAUGAGCACAGCUGAAGCGCAGAAAAGCAAAUACGAGCGACGUCGCCAGACAGCAGGCAAAAAAGCUAGCUAGUUGUGUUCAGAGAGAAGAGGAGUGACGACGAGACUGCUUAAAAAAAAAAAAAAAUGUAUUUUCGAUGACAGACGCUGCAAUUAUCCUUUCUUCAAAGCUAGCUAACGUUUAUAUAUCAAUCCGAUCUUUGAAUUUAAACAGAGACGUUUGAUGUGAAGUCGGCCAGGGUUGUCCUGGAGCGAAAAUAAAAGGCCAAAACUGCGUUUCUGAGACGAAGGGAAUGUCUAAUUAACAUCUCUGUACGUGUCAAGCCUGUCAUUCCCUUCGUGUAGGUGCUAGUUACUGCGCUGGGAUUCUCUGUGGAAUGACCGUGUCAUGAUGCAGUCGUUGAGUCUCACCCCGCACCCAGGUGACGAGGGAGGGUGUCUCCGGCCGUCGGCCAAUCACAGAAGGUGCUUUAGGAUAGUCACUUCCUGUUUGUGUUCAUCAAUACUUCCUCUCGGAACCCUCCAGCCUCACUGACGUCCCGCCCCCUUGGCCGAAGUGCCAGGAUUCCGGUCUGGAAGAAGGUUUCGACUGCCCCUACAGGUGCUAUGCGUCUCUACUUCCUGGUUUACCGUGUGCUGAUGAUGUCACAGAAGGAAGUAUAGGACCUCUCUGCCUGUAGAACAUCAGCCUCCUUGCACUUUCUAGAACUUCCUGUUUCCUGCUGCUGCUUGCACAACAUCUCUUAGACACUCUUAAGGCUCUGACCUCUAACCUCUGAACCCCAAGCAGCCAUGAGGCACAUUCACGUAGAUCUGACGCGCGGCAGCAAGGAGGAACUGGCUCCUGUGGAGCUUCCAUCCCACGAGGGGGACCUGUCUUCUCCUGCAGCCCCCUCACAGGGCCCUGAUCCUGGGGUGAUGGUUGGGGUUUCCAGGCACUUUGGUCAGGAGCAGCUGCGUCUCCAGAAGGUCUACCAGCUCUCUAUCUUCUCCCAGCUGGGGGGGUUCUCAACCUCCGACCCCCCCAGGACAAGUGAGGCCCAGCCGGGACAGGCCCCUCGGAUAGCCAGGCAGGGGGUCAAGAGGGGCCUGGAGGAGCCCAAGCUUAGCCACAAAUGGCCCCACCUGGCUGGGGACACAUACAGAGAUGGUGACACCCUGGAAGAAGGGGUUCUGUGUGGGCCAGGACCUGGGGUAGGGGUUGGGAUGGGGGUAGGGGUAGGGGUAGGGCAGGUAUUCUCCUGCGUCAUGGUCGAUCACAGAGACUCAGAUGGGGACCUGUCACCUAGAUCCCCCCCACCUGAACCCCUCUCCCCCGGCCACACCCCCGCCCGACGCCCCGCCCAGCACAACCACGACAGGCCAGUCCCGGACCUGUGGGCUCCGCUGUCUCCCCACAGCUCCCCUGGCUCCCGCAGCCCCUUACCCAGCACAGAGCCUCCUUCUGAUCCUGGAGGGUCCGGGACGGGCUGCAGUAGUGGCUCCUCAUUGGGACAGCGUCAGCCCAACUCCUGCAGUGACGAGGGUUCCUAUUGGGCCCCCGGAGCCUUCGAAACCCCAAAUCCCCCUGGACCUCCCCUCGAACCUACAGGCUCCCUCUCCCCCCACUACCUUCUCACCACAGACCCCAAGGGUCCCGGGGAGGGCAGUGAGUGUGGGGCCGAACUAGAAUCCACCCCGCCCCGUCCCAGUACCACAGCAUCCACCAACGAGCUGGCCUCCCUGGAGAAGACUCCCAGCACCAGCGGGUUCCGUGGGGUCCCCUCGGUCCCCUGCCCUGCUAAGAAGAAACUUCUAUCCUCUAGCGACACAGCAGAGUCGUGUUCGGAGGAUGAGGGCCCCUCUACCUCUAAGAGGAGCCGGCUGGCCCUGCUGGCCCCUGGCUUAGGGCUGGCCUCCUGCAGGGGCACCGAUGCCAAGGCUGCCUCCUUCUGGAGCCACCUGCUGCCUAACGCACAGGGCCGGGACCAUGCCAAGAGUGUAUCAGAAGUCAGCAGAACCAGCAGGAGGCUGAAAAGUCGACAGCUGCGUAGUGGACGGCGCACAGACACCUUGUGUCGUUCUGCUCGGCCCUCUUCCUCAAUCAGCCGGUCACUACUGGGCAACUUUGAGGAGUCGAUCUUGAAGGAUCGUUUCUCUCCGUCGGGUCGUAUCGAGGGCUUCACAGCAGAGAUCGGUGCCAGCGGAUCCUACUGCCCUCAACACGCCACUCUGCCUGUACACGUCACCUACUACGACAUCUCAGAGCACAGCGCACCCUCACCCUUCCUGGGAGUGAUCUCCUUGGAGCCUCUUGGAAAGAAGGGAUACAGCGUACCCAAAGCAGGGACCAUCCAAGUGACCUUAUUCAACCCCAAUAAAACUGUGGUGAAGAUGUUCCUCGUGACCUAUAACUUUGGGGACAUGCCCGUCAAUCACAUGACCUUCCUGCGUCACCGCAUCUUCCUGGUUCCCGUGGAGGAGGCGGGGCCAGGUGGGAAGGGGGAGGGGCCUACAGAGCCCAGGGCAACACCCACAGAGAGGAAGAAGAUUCUCUGCUACUUGAUACACCUCAGAUUCCAGAGCUCCAAAUCUGGGAACAUUUACCUGCACAACGAUAUCCGGCUGCUUUUCUCCCGCAAGUCCAUCGAGGUGGACACGGGGAUCCCUUACGAGCUCAAAUCUUUCACCGAGGUGCCAAGAAACCCCAAAUACUCCCCCCGUGUGUGACCCUACGGCUCCUAAUCCCUGACCCCUAACGCAGCCCGGAAUAGGGCAUAGACAGACUGUUCAGUACAUCGACGAGAAAACUUGAAUAGACUUUACCUACAUACAUACAUACAUACAUACAUACAUACAUACAUACAUACAUACAUACAUUUUUAUAUAUAGUGUAUAUAUGUAUGUGGACACCCCUUCAAAUUAGUGGAUUCGGCUAUUUCAGCAAUACCUGUUGCUGAUAGGUGUAUAAAAUCGAGCACACAGCCAUGCAUUCUCCAUAGACAGGCCAUUCUACUGCCAAUGUUUUACUGAAGAGCUCAGAGACUUUCAACGUGGCACCGUCAUAGGAUGCCACCUUUCCAACAAGUGAGUUUGUCAAAUGUAUGCCCAGGUAGAGCUAGCCCCGGUCAACAACGGCUCAGCCGCCAAGUGGUAGGCCUCACUCGCUCACAGAACGGGACCGCCGAGUGCUUAAGCGGGUAGCGUGUAAAACUCCUCUGUCCUCGGUUGCAACAGUCCGUUCCAAACUGCCUCUGGAAGCAACGUCAGCACAAUAACUGUUCGUCAGGAGUUUCACGAAAUGGGUUUCCAUGGCCAAGCAGCCGCACACACAAGCAUAAGAUCACCACGCGCAAUGCCAAGCGUCGGCUCGAGUGGUAUACAGCUCGCCUAUAUUGUACUAUGGAGUAGUGGAAACGCGCUCUCUGGAGUGAUGAAUCACGCUUCACAAUCUGGCAGUCUGACGGACAAAUCUGGGUAUGGCGGAUGCCAGGACAAAGCUAUCUUUCCCAAUGCAUAGGGCCAACUGUAAAGUUUGGUGGAGGAGGAAUAAUGGUCUGGGGCUGUUUUUCAGUGAAGGUAAAUCUUCACUCUACAGCAUUCAAUGACAUUCUAGAUGAUUCUGUGCUUCCAACUUUGUGGCAACCGUUUCAGGAAGGCCCUUUCCUGCUUCAGCAUGACAAUGCCCCCGUGCACUAAGUGAGGUCCCUACAGAAAUGGUUUGUCGAGAUCGGUGUGGAAGAACUUGACUGACCUGGACAGAGCCCUGACCUCAACCCCAUCAAACACCUUUGUGAUGAAUUGGAACGCCGACUGCGAGUCAGACCUAAUCGCCCAACAUCAGCGCCCGACCUCACUAAUGCUCUUGUGGCUGAACAGAAGCAAGUCCUUGCAGCAAUGUUCCAACAUCUAGUGGAAAGCCUUCCCAGAAGAGUGGAGGCUGUUAUAGCAGCAAUGUUCCAACAUCUAGUGGAAAGCCUUCCCAGAAGAGUAGAGGCUGUUAUAGCAGCAAAGGGGGGGACAAUUCCAUAUUAAUGCCCAUGAUUUUGGAAAGAGAUGUUUGAUGAGCAGGUGUCCACAUACUUAUGCAUACAUACAAACAUGCACAGACAACAAGCAUUGAUCGAUACUUGCACCCAAGCUAAUCUCGUGUGUGUGUACACAUGA